Messenger RNA from Bacidia gigantensis, 387 nucleotides. RefSeq lists its product as uncharacterized. Lineage: Eukaryota; Fungi; Ascomycota; Lecanoromycetes; Lecanorales; Ramalinaceae. The transcript is spliced from 3 exons. Bases 1 to 387 code for a protein of 128 amino acids. The record is from RefSeq and is a predicted model, not a curated record.
AUGUUGGUGCAAUCUCUUCGGGAAAGAGACACUAUGGGCAAAUCAGUGGAGUGGAUCUGGGAUAUGGCUCGAGCGGCUGCUGAAGGUUUAGAGACCGACGAGACUGAGUUCGCUGCAAAUGACAAUGGAGAACGGGCUGAAUCAAGACAUGUGGACAACAUCGUAGAUACUCCUGAUAACGUCAACCUUCAGCAAGACUACGAUGAUUUGAAGGCGCAACUGCAGGCGCAAAAGGACUUAUGCGAGGCGGAUCGAAAGGCCGCGAAUCUGGAACUAAAGGCUGUGAAGGCUAAGUAUGAUAAAGUGAAGGGACACGUCAAUGAUAUUCUUGGCACCUUUACAGCCAGGGAAUUCAUGGGGCCGGUUGGCAUUGGCAAGUGGCGUUGA